CAGGCGACGGAGAGCCCCGCCCUUUCCGGUAUGGCCUGCUGCCGGGGGCGCCCCGGCGUGGGCGUUGGAGUGGUGGUCGUCAGUUCUGCCCACCCAGGAUGCGUCCUCCUCGGCCAGAGGAAGAGCGCUGUCGGCGCCGGCCUGUUCCAGCUCCCCGGAGGACACCUAGAGUUCGGUGAAAGUUUGGCAGAAUGUGCAGAAAGAGAGGUUUUGGAAGAGACAGCCUUGCACCUAACAAAUGUUCGCUUUGCAUCAACUGUAAAUUCUGUUAGCCUGAAGGAUAAUUACCACUAUGUAACGAUCUUAAUGAAAGGAGAGGUGGAUAUGAAUUAUGAAUCUGAACCAAGGAAUCUGGAACCUGAUAAAAAUGAAAGUUGGGAAUGGGUAAAAUGGGAAGAGUUUCCUCCAGCAGAUCAACUGUUUUGGGCUUUAUGCUGCUUAAAAGAACAAGGUUACAAUCCUUUCACAGAAGAGUUUAAUCACCUUGUGGGAUACACUGGAAAUCAUUGUGUGAAAAAAGAGUGCUAAAUUUACUACAUGGGAAAUAUGUGUUUUUACUGAGACAUUUAUUUGUAAAAUGAAUUCUGUAUCACCUGGGAGGGGGUAGUUUUAUCUAAGCAUGAAGUCAGCUACUUCCACCAAAUGUAGCAAUAAUCCUUGACACUAAACAUGCCACAAAAAUGCAGCAUUUUUUUGCCUCUACUCUUCAAUCUACAAUGGCAAGUAAGAUUUUGAUGUAAUAGAUAUGCACUAUUACAAAGCAAGUGUGGAAGAGGGUACAGUAGAGCAGCUUUCCUGAAAGCGUGAUGAGCGCUGCAACCCCAUAGUCGCCUUUGACUGGACUUAACUGUCCGGGGUCCUUUACCUUUACUUUAUUAAAUACAUGGUUGUUCCUUCCAUACCAUGUGUGAUAACACGCUGAUUGCUUUUUGAAUGUUGUUUUUGAUAAACAAGUACAGUGGUG
Podarcis raffonei (Aeolian wall lizard) is the source of this 964-nucleotide messenger RNA. RefSeq names its product nudix hydrolase 15 (gene NUDT15). Lineage: Eukaryota; Metazoa; Chordata; Lepidosauria; Squamata; Lacertidae. The record is from RefSeq and is a predicted model, not a curated record. Gene Ontology annotation, cellular component: cytosol. Gene Ontology annotation, biological process: dGTP catabolic process. Gene Ontology annotation, molecular function: 8-oxo-7,8-dihydrodeoxyguanosine triphosphate pyrophosphatase activity. The transcript is spliced from 3 exons. The coding region runs from base 31 to 528 and encodes 165 amino acids.